CGCCCCAGCCCCCCGGGGAGGCUCCGGGCCCGGCGGGGGGGCGCGCCCCCCGCCCGGGGCCUGCGGCGGGGGCGCCGGAUAAAGCGGUGCCGGCCCGUCCGCCUGCCGCCACAGGGGCGGCCGGGACGGGCCCAGCGGGGCGCCCCGCCAUGGCGAGCCCCGCGCGGCCGCGGCAGGAGCUGGCGGCGGAGGAGCGGCGGCUCCGCGGCGCGGCCCCGACGGUGCCCCGCGACGCCAAGCGGGAGGCGGCGGGGGAGCGGCUGGUGCUGCUGGAGCUGAGCCGCGGCGGGCGGCCGCCGGCCCCCGGCCCCGGCGAGCGCCGGGAGGAGGGGGAGGAGGAGGAAGAGGAGGGGGAGGAGGAGGAAGCGGCGGCGGGCGAAGACUGUUGCGGCAAGUGCAAGAAGCGGGUGCAGUUCGCCGACUCGCUGGGGCUGAGCCUGGCCAGCGUCAAGCACUUCAGCGACGCCGAGGAGCCGCAGGUGCCGCCCGCCGCGCUGUGCCGCCUGCAGAGCCCGCCCGCCGAGGAGCGGGACCCGCCGCCGCCCGGCGCGGACCCGCCGCCGUCCGCCCUGCGCCUGGUGCCCGACUUCCCCGACGGCGGCGAGCCCAGCGCCGAGCGCCUGCGGCGGCAGCGCGUCUGCCUGGAGCGGCUGGGGCGGCCGGCGGCGCCCACCGACGUGCGGGGCACGGUGCGAGCGCUGGGCUGCCCCGGCCCCCGGGAGGUGACGGUGCGCUACACCUUCAACGAGUGGCUCUCCUUCGUGGACGUGCCGGCCGCCCCGCUGCCCCCCGACCCGCCGGCCGAGCGCUACAGCUUCACCCUGUGCGUGCCGCCCAGCCUGCGGGAGGGCUCGGCCCUGCACUUCGCCAUCCGCUACCGCAGCCCUCAGGGCGAGUUCUGGGACAACAACGGCGGCCGCAACUACACGCUGCGGUGCUGCGGCUGCCCCGGGGCCGGGGCCGCGCCACCCCCCGCCGGCAGCCCGGCGCCCCCCGCCGCCCCCCGCUACUGACGGAGCCGCCGCCGGGCGGGGGGAGGCGGCCGGGGCCCCGCGGCCGGGGGCCCGUCUCGGGAGGGCGGCAGCGGGCGCGCCGGGGCGCCGUUCCCGGUGCCGGUCCCUCGGCUUGGCCGGCUGAAGGUGGACGCGCGUAG
Molecule: messenger RNA, 1153 nt
Organism: Falco peregrinus (peregrine falcon)
Lineage: Eukaryota; Metazoa; Chordata; Aves; Falconiformes; Falconidae
Gene: PPP1R3G
Product: protein phosphatase 1 regulatory subunit 3G
Exons: 1
Coding region: 150-1013 (287 amino acids)
Biological process (GO): regulation of glycogen biosynthetic process
Cellular component (GO): protein phosphatase type 1 complex
Molecular function (GO): protein phosphatase 1 binding; glycogen binding
Source: RefSeq, a predicted model, not a curated record